This is a messenger RNA of Diabrotica virgifera virgifera (western corn rootworm), 854 nucleotides long. RefSeq names its product phosphomevalonate kinase. The transcript is spliced from 4 exons. Bases 68 to 631 code for a protein of 187 amino acids. The record is from RefSeq and is a predicted model, not a curated record. Lineage: Eukaryota; Metazoa; Arthropoda; Insecta; Coleoptera; Chrysomelidae. Gene Ontology annotation, molecular function: phosphomevalonate kinase activity. Gene Ontology annotation, biological process: isopentenyl diphosphate biosynthetic process, mevalonate pathway; cholesterol biosynthetic process. Gene Ontology annotation, cellular component: cytoplasm.
UAAUGUUUAUUAUUUAUUAUUAUUAUUUAUUUUAUCUAAAAAAACUUUCUUCAGAAAUAUUUUGAAAAUGGAAAACCCAAAAAUCAUUUUAGUGUUUAGCGGCAAAAGAAAAUCUGGGAAAGAUUAUUUAUGUGAGAAGCUUAAACAUAUGUUAGGAGAAGACAGGUGUUGUCUUCUUCGAAUAUCAGAACCUCUUAAAAGGGUUUAUGCUAGAGAUCACAAUUUAGAUUUAGAAGAAUUGUUAAGUGAUGGACCAUACAAAGAAAUUCAUAGGCACAACAUGAUAAAGUGGAGUGAAGAAAUAAGAGAAACGGAUCCUGGUAUUUUUUGUAAAGCAGCUUGUGAGAAAGCGUCUGAUGCUCCAAUUUGGAUAGUUUGUGAUAUUAGGCGAAAGACAGACAUUAAAUGGUUUAAGGAGACCUAUGGACAGCUUGUCAAAAGUAUAAGAAUAUCAGCUGAUAUUGAAGUUAGAAAAAAUAGGGGCUGGAUUUUUACAAAAGAUGUUGAUGAUGCUCCAUCAGAAUGUAAUUUGGAUGAUUUUGAACAUUGGGACCUCCAAGUAUCGAAUAAUAGUAGCGAAGACAGCCAAAAUACCUUGAAAAAGAUAUUAGAACUUGUACCUGAGUAUUAACUUAUAUUAAAAGUAAUAAAUACAGUAUAAUAAUAAAUAUAAUUAAAAGUGAUCUUUUUAAUAAAAAUGUAGGUAUAAUAGACGAACAAUAAAAUUUUAUUGUUAGUUGUUUUUUUAUAAAUUGUAGUUAGUUGUUUUUAUAGAUUAUAAUAUUGUUAUUUUUUAAAUGAAUUUUAACUUUUUGUACUGCUUUAUAAUAUAAUAAAAUACAUGUUUUUGUUGA